Molecule: messenger RNA, 816 nt
Organism: Cryptotermes secundus
Lineage: Eukaryota; Metazoa; Arthropoda; Insecta; Blattodea; Kalotermitidae
Product: band 4.1-like protein 4A
Exons: 5
Cellular component (GO): cytoskeleton
Source: RefSeq, a predicted model, not a curated record
GAGCGAUCCUGUUCAGUCUUCUAGAGACAGGCGAGUACUUGCUGUGGAGACGUGAGGCAGUGUGGAUGCCAGUGCAGAGUCAAUGUCCGCCGCGCGCGCAAACCGGUCAGAGCGCCAACAGUAGGGUCUGCUAGUAAACUCACUUAAUUCGGUUACAUUCGUUUUGUGAAAUAGGGCAUUAACCACAAGAGCUUGUUGUUUUGUAUUCGGACCUUCAUUUAAACUUUUGGUGGUAGUUUGGUUUUUCAUAAACAGCGUGUGCAGGAGACAGAAAAGCACUUUUUAUAUUAUAGUUACUCUGUAUUGUGCGUGUGAAUGUGUUUACAUUGUUUCUUGAUGUUCAGAACUGAGAUGUGCUGAAAAGAAAGUGCAGUAACUGGCAAGAGGACUUCAGACACAGGAAGAUCAGCCGUCGGGAGUGACCAGAAUACGGUAGAGCCGAGACAUUGCUCCGCUGUCAGUGCGGAAUCUGAUGCCGAUAGUGUGACGUCAUCAGCUCCUCACAAUGCGUUGCUUCUGCAAGAGAAUCCGCACUCACCAUGUGAAGGUGGUACUUCUGGACGAGCAGGAACUCAUACAGGAAAUACAGGACAACAGCCCGGGUCAGGAGAUUUUGGACACCGUGUUCCGUCACCUGAAUCUGCUGGAAACCGCAUACUUUGGCCUGCGAUAUCUCGACGCCUCCAGUCAAACGCACUGGCUAGACCCGGCAAAAAAGAUAGCCAAGCAGCUCAAAGGCACCGACCCGUUCACUUUGUAUUUUGGAGUAAAAUUUUACGCAGCUGACCCCUGCAAGCUACUGGAGGAAAUUACCAG